This is a messenger RNA of Acanthoscelides obtectus, 3155 nucleotides long. The record is from the annotation of a GenBank genome assembly. Lineage: Eukaryota; Metazoa; Arthropoda; Insecta; Coleoptera; Chrysomelidae.
UAUCAUUCUACAUGGGGAUUCUAGGUACAGAACUGGCUUUAGAGAAAACAUUUUCAAAUACCAACAUCUAUAGCUGUACUUUGGACUCUUAUUCACUAUAAAAACAGAAAAUAGCCAAUAACAGUUUCAUUAACGAAAAACGUUUAAAACAGAAAAAAGGUUCCAGCUGUUGAGGAGUUCCACAAGGUACAGUGCUAAAGCUAUUGGGGUCAAUAUGGCCUCACAUUGGGAAGAUUUUUAUUCACAACAUCUACCUCCAAGCGAUUUUGAGGACAAUCGGACGUUACUAAAAGAAUUUUGUGAGAGACACAACAAUUCUGGGGAGAGAAUAGCCCUAAUCACUGUAAGUAUGCCCCUUUAGAAAAAUUGAGGUUAUGUAUGAUCGUUUAAUUUGCCUCAUAAUCUUUUUAUUGAACGACUAGGGCUAUUUCUUACAUACUACGGUUCAUAUUAGAGCCAUUCUUCACCAAAAACAACAUUUAGUAAUCCCUACCAUAGUCUACUUUGAAUGGCUCAUUUUCAUUUAUUGAAGUACUCAAAAAUGCUUAUAUGGAACUCUGUGACUGAUUCUUUGGAUAAUUUAUGGUUAUAUAAGUACUUAUUUCCGGAAUUUUCAGUCGGGAGGUACAACAGUGCCUUUGGAACAUAACACAGUGAGGUUCGUAGACAAUUUUAGUGCAGGCCUUAGAGGUGCUGCAUCUGCAGAAUAUUUCCUUGACCAUGGUUAUGUCGUGAUAUUUAUGUUUCGAUUAAAAUCAUUAGAACCAUUUACUAGACAUUUCAGUGGGCAAAAGUUCAUGGACAUGCUGGAACUAAAUGAUAGAGGACCAAAUACCACAAUAACUGGUAAAAACUCACAGUUUUGCCAUAAAUAGAUACAUCUUGACUGUAUUAAAUUUGGAUUUUAGUGAAACCAGAUAGUGUAGAUAUUCUAGCACCAAUCCUAGCAAGAUAUAAGGUAGCUCAAGAGGGUGGAAGAAUAUUGUACAUAAAUUUUACAACUGUCCAAGAUUAUUUCUGGUUAUUGAGAGCUGCAUGUGAAUGUCUGGCACCUUGUGGAUCAAAGGCACUCCUUUAUUUGGCAGCAGCAGUGUCAGAUUUUUACAUACCUUCAAAUGAAAUGCCAACACACAAGAUUCAGUCUGAUGGUGGACCUCCAAUCAUAAAUUUACAAUUGGUACCCAAACUCCUAGCGCCUUUGGUAAAUCUUUGGGUUCCUCAAGCAUAUGUUGUUUCUUUCAAGCUAGAAACAGAUGAAAAUCUACUGGUUUCUAAAGCUAGGGAUGCACUGAAGAAGUAUAAACACAAGCUGGUAAUUGCAAAUUUACUCCAGACUAGGAGGCACAAAGUGACAUUUGUGACAAUAGAUGAUAGUUUUGAGAUAUCUCUGACUAGAGAUCAAACGUUAAGUGGUAUUGAAAUUGAAGAUAUAAUCGUUUCCAAUGUGGUUUUGCAUCAUACGGAUUUUAUUCACUGUGAUCAGUAUUGAUACAUACAUUUCCAUGAUUUAGCAAAUGGCGUGCGUGCAGUUACAGUCAACAGGUAUAUCAGCCGCUUAGCAGAAGGUAACUGAUCAUCUUCUCUAAACAUUUGACUAUAACUGAAAGCAUGCGUUUAUUUUAUUAAAAAUAAUAUAUAGAUAAUCAUUUCUAUCAGGGUAAUAUAGGUAUUCUGCCAAUAGAUAGUAUGGUCCUUGUAUGUUCCAUUCGAGUCUCUCUACUUUUUUAUCGUAUAUUCUUUUUUCAUUUUUUUAGAAAAGCGCUGACAGAAAAUAGUGAAUAAAUAUAUUUUAUUGUUGACACUAUAUUCCGACGUCCAAAAAAGUGCAUAGGUAUUUUGGUUCCGCCACUGUUUCAUAGAUGGCGUUAGCUAUAACUUGACUUGAUUUUUUUGAGAGGAUCCCAAAUUUACUCAAUUGUGCACUGAAAUACUUCCGUGGCAUAUUGCAAAUUACAUACAAGGACUUGGAUAGAUAUGGAAUUUUAAUGUAUAUGAACAUGAUUGAUGUUAUAUGUUAAAAUGUAGAUUAUGUAUCAUGUUAUAUAGUUUGAUGUAAUCCGAAUUUUAUUUCCAAUUAUUCACUUAUAGUAUCUAAUACAUAAUUAUAUACCUGUAUUUAAAGAUGUUUGAUGUGAACGAAUAUUUUUGAGCGUGCAAGGAUUAUUAUAUAAUGUAUAUCAUGAAAUGUGCAUUUAUGUAGUUUAAGGCUAAUGUGUAAAUUUAUAUUAUAUAGUAAUGUUAUAGAAAGAAGACUCUCCCGGGGUUAUAUAUACAUGUAUGUUCCCGAUUCUCUAAAAUUCCAAAACAUAUCUGAUGGUCUAUCCAAUAUUUUUAAUAAAAACUCUAACCUAUGGCCUUUUUAAAUUUGACCAAAAUGUAGAGCUUUGUUUUUCUCAAUGUCUGUAACUGUAAUGGCAAAAAUGUGUAGAUGAAAUUUUAGUAUGUUUAUUAUUUUCUUAAAUGGGACCAUGCAAUUUAGAAUUUUGUUGGACCUAAAAAAUGCUGGUAUCCACUUAUCCAACAAAGUUAUGUUUGUAGCAUUGCACUAGAACAGAAUUUCAUUUGUAGCAUUUGUACAAUAAAUUCAAAAUUCUUUCAGAAUUAAAUUUUGUAUAUAUAUCAUGCCUACUCUACCUGUAGUAGGGCUUUGAUCUUACAUGGUAUGGAAAUAUCUAAGCACAAAAGUAUUGAGAUUUUCGUUUCCUCAAGAUUGUUUCUACGCGACAAUACAAAUUAAGAACUUACUAUGCUAUUAAUUUGUCAUCAAAGUCUUUUGGUUAAAAGUGAUUUUUGAAAUAUUAUUUUUUAUAAAACUCAAUAUGAGUGCCAAGGGUCUUAUACAAGCUUCACUUUGGACUAUUAAUCAGCACACUUAUCACACAAACAUAGAUGCUAUAAAUAUACGGAAAAAUUCACGUAUAUUUGUACAGAUAGAUAAAUGGUAUAAACCUGUUAUCAUUUUUAUACAUUUUCCCCAAAAAUUGAUUAGAACCAGAACUAUUCCUAAGGCUGUAAACUUUUUUAAAAGGUAGCUAAAGCUCGACUUUCUUUUCAUAUUAUAUUUAGUGUCUUUCGCAACUGUUGCCUUGCACAAAUUUUUAUUUUGUUUUUCCUUGCAAACCUUAUAAUGUGGAAAAUAUAUGUUUCGAAACUGC